Messenger RNA from Rubroshorea leprosula, 2007 nucleotides. Lineage: Eukaryota; Viridiplantae; Streptophyta; Magnoliopsida; Malvales; Dipterocarpaceae. The record is from the annotation of a GenBank genome assembly.
CAUUAUAGCAAGUACUUGAGUUGUUAGGAAAUGGGGGGCUCCUACGUCCAACAACUGCAUUCCUCCAAGUUUCUGGUGGUAAUGCUGCUCAUGAGUGCCAGUCUGCUACCAUCUUGUUCUUCACAAACAACCAGACGCUUUCAGUUUAAUAUUGAGCAGAAGGAGGUUAGUCGUUUGUGCCAUAGGAAGGCACUUUUAACAGUCAAUGGAGAGUAUCCAGGGCCAACCAUUGCCGUUCAGGAAGGGGACAAUGUUGAAGUUAAGGUCACUAACCGAAUUUCUCAAAACACUACAAUCCAUUGGCACGGAAUAAGACAGAUAAGGACUGGAUGGGCUGAUGGUCCAGCUUUCAUUACUCAAUGCCCCAUAAGAACAGGACAGUCCUACACAUACAAAUUCACUGUAAUUAACCAAAAGGGCACCCUUCUAUGGCACGCCCACCACUUAUGGCAGCGAGCCUCCAUCUAUGGUGCCUUCAUUAUAUACCCUCGCUUGCCAUAUCCAUUCUCAGUCCCCAUUCAAGCUGAGGUCCCCAUAAUCUUAGGUGAAUGGUGGAAUGCAGAAGUGGAUGCAGUGGAAAACGAAAUGAUGAUGUAUGGAGGAGGGCCUAAUGCUUCAAAUGCUUACACCAUCAAUGGUCUUCCAGGACCUCUUUAUCCCUGCUCAAUAAAAGAUACCUUCAUCCAACCAGUUGAACAUGGCAAGACCUACAUGCUCAGAAUCAUCAAUGCAGCACUCAACAAUGAGCUUUUCUUUGCUGUAGCAAACCAUUCAUUGACAGUGGUGGAGGUUGAUGCAGUUUAUACAAAACCUUUCGAAACAACAGCCAUUAUGAUAGCUCCUGGACAAACAACCACUGUUCUUAUCACUGCAAACCAAGAUCCCAACUCUUCUGGCAUGUUUGCGAUGGCAAGUCGGCCUUACCUCACCACUCUCUUCCCCUCUGAUAAAUCAAUUGCCGUUGGCUUCUUAAGAUACAAAGGAACAAGGAACGGAAAAAUGGAGCUCCCAACUAGGCUUGAGACUCUUCAACUUGACAACCUUCCUCAAUUGGAAGAUAACGACGCAGCAAUAAAGUUUUCAAAGAGCUUGAAGAGUCUUGCAUCACCUCAGUACCCAUGUCAAGUGCCCAAGAAAAUUGACAAAAGAAUUAUGACAACCAUAAGCCUAAACCUUCAGGACUGUCCUGCAAACAAGACCUGUAAAGGGUUAAACGGGGGGAGAUUUUUAGCUUCCAUGAACAACCAAUCCUUUGUUCAUCCCAAGAUGUCAAUUCUUCAAUCCUAUUACUAUAACCUCACAGCUGGCGUUUUUGCCUCCAAUUUUCCAGAACAGCCACCAAAAUCUUUCAAUUAUACUGGUGUGGAUCCAUUGACAGAAGACAUGAGCACUGAGACUGCUACAAAGCUUUUCACGGUGCCAUAUGGUGCAAGAAUAGAAAUUGUUCUGCAGGACACAAAUUUCCUCAAUCCAGAGAACCAUCCGAUCCAUGUCCAUGGUCAUAACUUCUUCAUUGUUGGGAGUGGGUUUGGAAACUUUGACAUUGCCAGGGAUCCUGCAAGAUACAACCUGAUUGAUCCUCCAGAAAGGAAUACAGUGGCAGUGCCAAAAGGGGGCUGGGCUGCAAUCCGAAUAAAGGCAGAUAAUCCCGGGGUGUGGUAUAUACAUUGUCAUCUUGAAGAGCACACUUCAUGGGGUCUGGCGACGGGCUUCAUCGUCCAAAAUGGUCCUAUCCCAUCUCAGACUUUGCUUCCUCCCCCUGAAGAUCUUCCCCUCUGUUAAGGUACUUCAGAGCAAUUCCUUGUACUUCCAUAUUAAUACAUUUUGAUUCAUCUGAAAAAAGAUGCUUCAGAGCAAUUUUUGCAAACGCCAUAUGAGCAUUAGGCUAAAUAGCUAUAGACCUAGGAUAGUACUUGCUAUGAUAUGUAGUAUGUAAUAAGAGAAUUUAUUGAUAUGAAGCAAAAACUUAGGUGAUCUACUGAAGCCAAAGAAAAGAUUUGUUCUGCU